AAAAAUAAAUCCUUAUUUAAAUAUGGCAGAGGAAUAAAUUGUCACUGUGAAAUUUGCCAAUUAACCAAAACUUUUUGGAAAAUGGGAUUAUGAUGAAGUCUAAGUAACAGACUAAUGUUUCAAAGAUUAUAUAGCAGUUUAAACAUCAAAAUCGAGAGUAUUUGUUCCUCAUACAGCUGGAAGGUUUUAAAUAGUGUGAAUAUAUAGAUAUUAACGUAAGAAGUUUAGAAAAGCUUAAUGUCCAAUAGUUGAAAGAUUGGCAGGUGCAUUAAUGUUUCAUGGUCGUAAUACUGGUAAAAAAGUGAAAGCUGUAGCAAUAAUUAGACAUGCAUUUGAAAUAGUUCAUUUACUUACAGGGAAGAAUCCUCUUUAAGUUUUAAGUUUGGCAGUUUAGAGAGGUGGAGCAAGAGAAGAUUUUACUAAAGUUGGUACAGGAGGUGUUGCUAAAUAAUAAGCUGUUGAUGUAGCACCUAUUAGAAGAGUUAAUGAAGUACUUAGAUAUAAUAUUUAAGGCUGUUCAUAAUUUAGCAAAAGGAGUUAGAGAGUCUGUGUUUAAAAAGAUGAAGACUAUUUCAGAAGCACUUGCUGAUGAACUUAUUGCAGCAGCUAAUGAAGAUGGAUAAAAAUCAUAUACAAUUAAAAAAAGAGAUGAACUUGAAAAAGUAGCAAAAACAAAUCGUUGAUUUAUUUAGUAUAAUAUAUAUGUAUAUUUAAAUAUAC
Paramecium sonneborni is the source of this 720-nucleotide messenger RNA. Lineage: Eukaryota; Ciliophora; Oligohymenophorea; Peniculida; Parameciidae. The record is from the annotation of a GenBank genome assembly.